AUGGAGCCGCCGCCGUCCGCUGUCCGCCCGCCGGACGUGCGUCAUGCUGCGUACGAGUCGCGCAUCCAGGACCUCCUUCUCCUCGUCGAGAUGAACAAGAAGGUCGCGGCCGAGGCGCUCAAGUGCAGCUCGGCCACGGCGCAGAAGCUCGAGGACGUCACCAUGUACCAUCACGCCCAAGUCGCCGUGUGGCGAGGACGUAUGGAAGCCUCGUUGCGGCAGCGCCGGCAGCAGCGCUGCAAAGCCAGCGUCUUUGCGACCCUUGUCCAGCAUCAACGUCGGUACCAGCAACUCCGCCGUCUUGUCGCGCUUCUGCACCACCACAGAAUGCGGCAGGCGUGGCACCGGUGGAGCAUGCUGCUGCAGCGCCCAGGCAUUGCAGUGCCAUCAGUUCAGUGGCCAAUGCAAGCGCUCUUUCUGCGAUGGCGCAACCAUUUCCGAAGUCGCCGGCGGCUUCGACGGCUCUGGACACCCAUCUUGCGACGCUUUUACGAACGACGGCUUGCGCAAGCCCUGGUGCGGUGGCGGCUCCAGGCCAAAGACGAACAGCUGCAAAUCUGGAUCGAGUGCCUCAAGGGAGCCAAUGUUGCCCUGGAGGAACAGGCCAAAGCGUACGAAGAUGCGUUUGCCGAGACGCAAGCCGCCCACACCCGCGAGUACGCCAUCGAGCAGCGCCGGUACCGCCGUCUCGACCAAACCAACGAGGUGUGCCUGACAUUUCGACGGUGGGUCGGUCUCUGUCGCCUUCGGCAUCGACGCGCCGACCUCGUCGCGUACCGUCAUCGCCUGCAGCAGCAGCAGCUGCAGCGCACGGUCCUCGCACAAUGGCAGCGCGUGCACCAACGUCAGCGCCACGCCACACAACUGGUGCGCGUCGUCCGUCAAAGCCGCGUGCGACGUCUGUUGAACCACUGCUUUCGCGAAUUGCGGUGGUCGGCCGACCAAGUGCGAAGAUUGCGACGUCUCUGCUGCCGGCGCUAUCGCAAUCACUCGCGCCUCGCCUGGCAGCGCUGGCAGCACAGUGUGCACGCGCGCGGGACGUACACUGCGCUGCAAGAGAGCCUCGUGGUGGUGCACGCCGACCAUCGGCUGGCGCUAAAGAGGCUGCAGGACGCGCGCUCGAUCUUGUCGUCGCACAUGGCCACGCUCGUCCACCGCUUCAAGGCAGCAAGCGUGCGCCAGCGAAGCUUCAUGCAGUGGAAGCGCAUUCUUCUUUGCCGUCGUCAGCUCCGAAGUUUGUGUGUCGUCUACCAGCGCUCGGUGCAGCUCCAUCUACAGCUUGCGCUUGCACGCUGGCACCGACACACGACCGUCGCGCGCUCGACACAGCGGUGGUUGCUCCGUGAUCGACGGGCGCAUGGACGUCGGCGGGUUAAGCGGCUAUGGGCGGCGUGGGUGCGCCAUGCACAGUGCGGUCGCCGGCGCAAGCAACGGCGCUUCCUCGCCGCCAGUGUGCUCUACAUGUGGCGGCAGCACACUCGCACUUGUCAAGCACAGCGGGUCGGCGCACAGCAUAUUCUGCAUGUUCUCUUGCGAGCCCGCUGUCGCCACCGGUUCGCACAGUGGCGUCGACAGCACGCCCACCAGGUCCGACUUCGGUCGUUUCAACGUAGUCAGCGCCGGCGCCAUCUCUUUGUCCUCUUUCGCGCUUGGAAUCGCUACGCGGUUUGCCGUCGCCGGCUCGAGAAGCACACGUGGCGUCUCUGGAUGCAAAAGCGGGACGCACGGCGCGACGCCAAGACCAAACGCCGGUGCUUUCGGCUCUGGCACCUCCGCGUUGAGCAGCAGCACCGCGUAUCGCGGCACGUCGAGCUCUACCAAGUCCAGCGGUACAACCACAACGCCAAGUACCGCGUUCAUAUGCGGUGGAAGCAGUGGUUUCUGCGUCGACGGGCGAUUCGGAGAGCCCUUCAACGUGUGUUGCGGCGGUUGCUCACGUUGAAGCCACUGGCGCGCGCGCUGGUGCAGUGGAAGCGACAUCGCUGUGGCCUCCACGCACAGCACUCUCUUGUGCGCGGGACCCGGUCCAUCGCACAGCGUUUUUGGUUCAAGUACCUUAGCGAUGCCCAACGCACGCUCUUGCGCCUCUGCUUUUGUGGCUUGCGCGCCUACCGAUGGCGGGCCGAGUACCACGGCCGGCUUGCGGCGCACGCAGCCGCGCGGCACGGACACUGGAACACGCGACGGCACUUCCUGCGCUGGCAUGCGUUCUAUAGCCGCGGGCGCCAUCGGCGGCAAUGGCUGCGUCAUUGGUGUGCGUCACGCCGACCACGCAUGGCCAAGUGGUUGGCACUCGAACACUGGCGGCAGUGCCUCUGGGGCGACCGUGUUCGGCGACUCGAACGUGGCGCGAUGCAAUCUCAAGCCAAGUUGGCGACGCUUCUUUGUGCGCAGCAGAGCCACCAGCAUCUGCGCGUCGUGUUGCAAGUGUGGCACCGCCAUAUGCACCGAGACCGACUCGGACGCGACACGCUGCGGCGACUCCUACACCGCCGCUACGUGGUGCGGCUGCGUUUGGCGUGGUUGGGUUUGCUCACGAUCCGCCCCAUCACCAACGCCCGCGCCAUGGACCGCUGGCUCGGUCAGCGCAGUGCGCGGCGCGCACGGCUCGCGGUUCUGGGCACUUGGCGGCGAAAAGUCGUGCACCGUCGACGGGUGCAGCGGCUCCUCUUGCGUCUCGUCGUGGCGAUCGAAGAGCGUGCUGCGCGCUUUGCGUUUGUUCAGUGGCGACGCGCGUCCCAUGGAUUUCAAAUCAAGUACCAGCGCUACGUAUUCACGUCGUACAUCUACACUCGCCUGGCGCGGCAAGCGCGGCUUCGCCGACUCAAGCUCCUCUUUGCCCACUGGGCGACGUACCAUGAUGCCCACACGCGCGCGCGAGCCAAGUACGAGGUGCGUGCGAUCACGUGGCGAGCGCAGUGGCAGCGCCGUAUCGUUCAAACAUGGAACGACCGGGCGGGAUGCUGGCGCCGACAAAGACAAAUGCUACGACGCCUUCUUUCCGCUUGCACGAUGCGCCGGACGCAAGCUGCAUGGGCGCAUUGGCUACGAACUAUCCACGCCGCGCGACUGGUGCAAAGUUGGCAAGACGGUGUCGACGCUGCCCGGGGUGUCAAGACCGCGCUAGCCGACGCCAAGAUUCACGCGUGGCGCACACGCCUUCUCCAAGACCACCUCUGGAUGUGGAAAGCUGUGACGGUGACGCGACGCGACCGCCUCGUGCUGGCGUGGAGAGAGUGGCACGACGUUUGGCAGCGCCGGCGUCUGCAGUACCGCGCCACUACGCUGCGUACGCAGAGUGUCCGUUUCCACUGGUGGCGGCGCCUCGUGCUCGGUCGCGGCUACGUCCGCAAAACAUUAUUGCAGGUCGCGCGUCGCUGGGCGCAACACCGCCUACGGCUCGGCUUCAACAGUUGGCUUCACUGCCUCCGCCGCACCAUCCACACCGAGUGCCUCCACCGCGUCAUGGUGAUCCAAGCCAUGCUCGAAGCCACCGAGUGCGAGAAUAGACGGGAGGCAACGCUACGCCCCCUCCUGCACCACUGGCGACGAAGCGCCCGCGCGCAAAAGCUCGGUCGCAAACAAGUUCGCGAGCAGCGUCAGCAGCUUGUAAGGACUCUGUGGCGCUACUGGAAAUGCCGGGCUCGGACGCGACGCAUCGCGAUGGGCAAGGCACUGCGCUGCCGUUGGCAGUUGUCAGCGUCGGUCGUGGCGAUCUGGCGAGGCUUUGCAGCGAAGCGAGUCGUCGCCCGGCAACGCCUCCGUCGCCUCGGCGCGCUGUUGUCGCGCAAGCACCUCUACCGUGUGUGGUCGUCGUGGCAGACCUUCCUUCGCGACGCUGAUGGACGCACUGCCAAGUUGCUUCUGCAAGCCGAGAUUGAAAAGCGUCGCGCCGACGACGCACUGCGCCAAAGCCGCAUUCUGCAGUACGUUCACAUGGCAUGCAGCGCCCAAGGCUUGCAGCUGCUUGCGAAAACCGUGGCUGCCUGGAAACAAGCAGCAACGACAUCCAAAGCACACCGACGCCGCGCCAAGCGCCGGCGUCUGCACCACUGCUUCCUCACGUGGGCGUCCACCGUCGCCAUCCAGCGUCAUCAAUGGCUGCAAGCAGCGUGGCGCGGCUGGUGCUUCGGUGUUCAUGCGGCUCGGAUCCAGCGACACCUCUUGGUGCACGUGGCAGCUCGGCACCUCAAACGUCAAAGUGUCGCCCUCCUGCGUCGCAUCUGGUCGAGUUGGCGAGACGUUCUCCAUGCUUAUGAGAGGCAGGUCGCGGUGUGUUGUCGUCGCUACGAACGCCGCCUCGUUGCCCGCUGCAUGCGCCACUGGCGCGCCUCGACAACUGCCGCCGGUCAUCAUACCAUGUCGGCUCUACGGCUUGUGUUUCAACAGUGGAAGCAGUACCACCGCCUGACGACGCAGUGGGCGGCCAAGCAGGUGGUCGCCGCGCGCCAUGCGAGCAUCCUCAUGCAUUGGCGAUCGCUGCGGUCGCCGGCGACGAUGCUUCAAACGUGCUUGCUCGCAUGGCGCACGGAUGUCUUUGGUCCCCGAGAGCGACUCCACUGGCGUCCAGAUGCGCUGGAGCACGCCGGCGCGACACUCGUGGCCAGUGUCGCGACGUGGUUCGACGCGUACCAAACCCACUGCGUGCUCCAGCGCUGGCGGUCGCAUGCCUCCGCUCGAAAAGAACACCGCGCGCAGCAGCUCGCUCACAUGACAAAGCGGACGCAUAUCCAACGUCUCCAAGCUGCAUGGACAUCCUGGAAGGUACACCACGGGACGUGGAGCACGGCGCGGCGCGUGGCGCAGCUCUGGCGUGUCGGUCAAGCCAAGCGCGUUCUGCUGCGCUGCUUCCACGCGUGGACGGCACUGGCUUCUGCGCAAGUGGCCCACCACAAUGCGCUGCUCGGCCUCACACGCUGGGUACGGCGAACGAUGCAGCGCCGGCACCUCCUCCUCUUGUGCCUGCACGUGUGGCGGGCGAGUCUGCCGGCACGCAUGCGCACGACCGACGUCGGGACCACUUGCGAUAUACCGACACCGCUACCGUCCACAGCACUGACGACGCUCGUAACGCUUGUAGACCGGUGCGCGACGUUUCAACGCCGGCGCGCCAAGGCGGCCUUCUGGAACUGGUAUCUGGUCACGCACGACCACGGAAGCGACACCGUCGCCGUCGACGUCGACGUCGGCGCACGUCUUGCCCACACGCUCCUCUUGCGGAGCAGCAGCCAUGUGGACCGCAAAAAGCAGCGGCAGUGGCUCAUGCACUUCUUCACGCAGCAGAGCCAUGCGAAUUUGCUGCGACGGAGCUUCGAAGGCUUUAAGCGGUGCCACUCGAUCGCGGUCCGAUCGCAUCGGCUCGACAGCCAAGCGCAGCUCGUGCUCGUCCAGUGCCUCCAGAUCAUUGGCCAACUCCACGUGCGUCGGCGGUUCCACCAAUGGAAGUCGGCGUACAUUGCGCUCGCGCUCGCCCAAGCCCAGGAGGAGCACGCGGUGCUCAUGGACGCUCUCCACGACAUUGCGAAAUACCGCCAUUCGUUACUGCCCUAA
This is a messenger RNA of Saprolegnia diclina VS20, 5550 nucleotides long. RefSeq lists its product as hypothetical. NCBI's taxonomy places the organism in Eukaryota, Oomycota, Saprolegniomycetes, Saprolegniales, Saprolegniaceae. The coding region runs from base 1 to 5550 and encodes 1849 amino acids. The transcript is spliced from 2 exons. The record is from RefSeq and is a predicted model, not a curated record.